GGCGGGACGAGGAGGCGCGGGUGCUCGGACCAAGGAACGGUUUUACAAGAUUGUCCUGGGCCGGGAGAACGAUUGGUUGCGGGAGAUGAGCGGGUCUUUAGGCCGAGCGUCUGCAGCUCUGCUCCACUUGGGGCGCGGGGUCCUCCUGCGGGGCCCGGCACUGCGGACUUGGAGCUCGGGCCCUGGAGGGUCGGGCUCGGCCUCCAGGGAGCAUCUUGACGCUCUCGUGAAGAAGGACAAGGUGGUGGUGUUUUUGAAGGGGACUCCCCAGCAGCCCCAGUGCGGCUUCAGCAACGCCGUGGUGCAGAUCCUGCGGCUGCACGGCGUCGCCGACUACGCGGCCUACGACGUGCUGGAGGAUCCCGACCUCCGUCAAGGCAUUAAAGACUAUUCCAACUGGCCAACCAUACCUCAGGUGUACCUUAAUGGUGAAUUUGUUGGUGGUUGUGAUAUCCUCCUCCAGAUGCAUCAAAAUGGAGAUCUAGUGGAAGAACUGAAAAAGUUGGGAAUUCGAUCAGCACUUUUAGAUACAGAGACUGAUCAAGACUCAAAAUAAAAAGCCUGCAAGAAUCCUCUUUAAGAAGAGUGCUCUGUGACUGGAAGUAAAAUCUUUUUAGUGUCAAAGACUAGUUACCAGAACAGCCUUACUGGUUUUUGUUCUCACUUUUUUAGGAAGGCAGCUCUUUGUACUGACACUAAACAGUAUUGAAGUGAUUUUAGUUUCUGUCUGGUGUUUUAGGCUAAGGAUAUUCUGUUGUGAAUUUAAUUAUAACAACCGUACUGUAAUAAUUGAAUAUUAUGUUUUGAGACAGAUAUAAAAAAAUCAUUCUUUUAUUGUCUUAUACUCUUUGCUCAUUGCAAGAGUAAACCAAAAGAUUUUGAGUCAUCCUAGUCAAUUAUCAUCAUUAUUAUUGAUUUCUAAGUAUGUGUCACUCUAUAAAAUCCAAAGGAAACAUAUGUAGCCCUUUUAAGGAAAAUGAUGGACAAGGUAAACAAUGAUGACUGCUGGUUUUGUUUUGGUUUUUUUAUAAGAAAUAAAAGAAACUGCCAACCUAUGUAAAAGGUUCUUUUUGGUGAAGCUUUCACAUCUUUUUGUUUAUUGUGUAUUGUACUUUGAUGUUAAUAGUAAAAGUAAAUGGACCAUUUAUAAUGUCCACAUUGAAUGAAUUGUACUUCCUGAGUAGAAAUACCAGUUGAAAGUAUUACUGUUGCCCAUAACCUUUAAUAUUUUCAUUGAUUCAUAAAAAUACAGUUUUAAGGUUCACAAAACA
Molecule: messenger RNA, 1271 nt
Organism: Phascolarctos cinereus (koala)
Lineage: Eukaryota; Metazoa; Chordata; Mammalia; Diprotodontia; Phascolarctidae
Gene: GLRX5
Product: glutaredoxin 5
Cellular component (GO): mitochondrial matrix
Source: RefSeq, a predicted model, not a curated record